AGUGAGCGCGCCAGUGUCGUGGUAAACGGCGAGAGCGACGUGCGUGUUGCGUUCAUUGUCUUACCGGAUUUUUUCGAACGCAUCCGUUCAAUAUUGGCGGGAAAGUUAUUUUUAAUAGAUUCGUAUUAAAUAAAAUAAAAAUGAGUUUGGAACAAAGAAAUAAAAAGGUUACGGACGUGUACGAAAAGUACAAAAUUGCAGAAUGGGGCAAUGGACCUAGAAGAACGUGUGCACAAGUAGCGACAAAUGUCGUAGAACAGAAGCAUCAGGUGUCUAGAGCUAAGAGAAGUCGAGCUCUUGGAAGCAGGGCCUUCAGAGGCAGCACAGUAUGGUUCACAGGACUCAGUGGUGCUGGAAAAACUAGCAUAGCCUUCGCUCUUGAAGCUUACCUGGUGUCUAAAGGUAUUCCGGCUUACGGAUUAGAUGGAGACAACAUCAGGACAGGUUUGAACAAGAAUCUGGGCUUCACCAAAGAGGAUCGUGAGGAAAACAUCAGACGAGUGGCUGAGGUCGCCAAACUCUUUGCUGACAGCGGAGUAGUUUGUCUCUGCAGUUUUGUCUCACCUUUUGCCGAGGAUCGUGAAGUAGCUCGCCGCAUCCAUGUGGACUCCGACUUGCCGUUCUUUGAGGUUUUCAUCGACACUCCUUUGGAAGUGUGCGAACAGAGAGACACCAAGGGUCUCUACAAGAAGGCUCGAGAAGGAUCUAUUAAGGGCUUCACCGGCAUCACACAAGAGUAUGAACGUCCCGAGGCCCCGGAACUCAUCGUCCAGACAGUUGGGAACUCCAUCGAGGAGUCCACUAUGCAUGUCAUACGUCUGCUUGAAUCACAGGGCAUCAUCCCCUGUUUCGAAGACAGUCGCAAGAGUGUGGAGGAGCUAUUUAUCUACGGCAACAGACUCACCAGUGCUAUCGAAGAAGCUGCUAGACUGCCAAACAUCGAACUUAAUACACUCGACCUGCAGUGGGUACAGGUGCUGUCUGAAGGAUGGGCGUAUCCACUGAAAGGUUUCAUGAGGGAACAUGAAUAUUUACAAGCUUUACAUUCCAACUGCCUAACUCUGGCUGACGGCUCAGUAGUCAACCAAUCAGUGCCAGUAGUUCUACCAGUCGACACUGAAGCCAAGGACCGUCUGACUGGAGCCAAUGCCAUCGCCCUCACUUACAAUGGCAAGGCCGUGGCCGUACUCCGGUCUCCUGAGUUCUACCCACACAGGAAAGAGGAGAGAUGCUCCCGACAGUUCGGUAUUUAUCAUACUGAACACCCUUAUAUCAAGAUGAUCAAGGAAGCCGGAGAUUGGUUGGUGGGCGGUAACCUGGAGGUUUUUGAGCGUAUUCGCUGGGACGAUGGUCUGGACUCCUACCGGCUAACGCCUAACGAACUGAGACAGAAGUUCAAGGAACUUGAAGCGGAUGCUGUAUUCGCUUUCCAGCUACGUAACCCCAUCCACAACGGCCACGCGCUACUGAUGCAAGACACGCAGCGUCAGCUAGUGGAGCGCGGCUUCCAGAAACCUGUGCUGCUAUUGCAUCCUCUAGGUGGGUGGACAAAGGAUGACGAUGUUCCUCUAGACGUGAGGAUCAACCAGCACAAGGCCGUGCUCAACGAGGGAGUACUCGACCCGCAGUCUACUGUACUCGCCAUCUUCCCAUCACCCAUGAUGUAUGCUGGACCCACUGAGGUCCAAUGGCACGCGAAGUGCCGUAUGAACGCGGGCGCCAACCACUACAUCGUGGGGCGCGACCCGGCCGGCCUGCCGCACCCGGCCGGCGGCGGGGACCUGUACGACCCGCGCCACGGGGCCAUGGUGCUCAAGAUGGCGCCCGGACUUAAUGAACUUGAGAUCAUUCCAUUCCGCGUGGCUGCGUACGACACGUCUGUCGGCAAGAUGGCGUUCUUCGACCCCACUCGCAAGGAAGAUUUCGACUUCAUUUCCGGAACUAGGAUGCGAGGUCUUGCCAAAUCCGGCAAGGAGCCGCCGAAGGGCUUCAUGGCACCCACAGCAUGGAAAGUGCUCUCCGAAUACUACCAAUCAUUGAAAUCCAAGAUGGACACCAACUAAACAAAUUACAAGCAGCUAAUAAGUAAAAUUAACAUAAGUAUUAUUUUACUGUCACAAUUAUAAUGGCCUCAAACGUAACGCUAGGUUAUAGAGAAAUAAGAUAUUUCGCUUUUAUUUUUAAAUAAGGAAGCAUUGAUUUUUUGAUGCGUCGGUUGUAAAUUAAUAAUAAUAAUUAUGGUCUAUAACAUUGGAGCUCGUAACGUGGACAAUUGCAGUGUAUAUGACACGCCUACAGUACUCUUUUAUGGAAUAAAAGUUAAUGUUAUGCUGGCAACAAGUUCUUUCCCCAUUGGUACUCAUAACAUAAUAGGGUAGUUGCCAGGGAAUGAAAAUUAAAAAUCUAAUUAGUCAGUUAGAUAAUGAAAA
Molecule: messenger RNA, 2429 nt
Organism: Spodoptera litura
Lineage: Eukaryota; Metazoa; Arthropoda; Insecta; Lepidoptera; Noctuidae
Gene: Papss
Product: 3'-phosphoadenosine 5'-phosphosulfate synthase
Biological process (GO): 3'-phosphoadenosine 5'-phosphosulfate biosynthetic process; sulfate assimilation
Molecular function (GO): sulfate adenylyltransferase (ATP) activity; ATP binding; adenylylsulfate kinase activity
Source: RefSeq, a predicted model, not a curated record